This is a messenger RNA of Folsomia candida, 1026 nucleotides long. RefSeq lists its product as uncharacterized. The transcript has 5 exons. Lineage: Eukaryota; Metazoa; Arthropoda; Collembola; Entomobryomorpha; Isotomidae. The coding region runs from base 1 to 1026 and encodes 341 amino acids. The record is from RefSeq and is a predicted model, not a curated record.
AUGAAUACCCAACCAGUCAUUUUGACGCGGAAAAGGUCCAAGGGUAAAGGUGGAUUAUCAUCUUCCUCUAACGAAAAGAGUUUCAAGUGGACAGCGGCUAGGAAAAUGGACGUGGCUCAUUAUGUGGUAGAAAAUUAUGAAAAUUACAAGGUGUCUAAAAAGAUGGAUUUUCUUCGAAGAAUGAGAGAAAAAUUAAGGUUUAAUCAAUGUGACGAUACCCAACUUAAAAAUGGAUUCGACCGUUUUAUGAAAGCAUAUACUGAUGUCAAGGACAAACUGCAGCAAUCUGGAUUUGGAGUCGACCCAGAGAAAGAUGAAACUCUAAAUGAUGGUUGGAUUCUCAAGAAAUGUCCAUACUUCCACAUUCUAGACGAAAUAAUGGGAUCGCGACCGAAUAUUCAACCUCCACACAUUGAACAGUCAUCUGCAUUUGGAGAAAUUGGUGGCUCUGAAAUUGUGGAUGAAGAUUUAUUUGACCCAAUGUCCCUACCGAUGUCGCGACCGGUUGAUUUCGUUAUUGAUAUGGAGUCGGGUGAAGACAAUCCAUCUGAUAUCAACGUUGACCUAACGGCUACUGAAGGAGAAAAUUCAAUUGAACCUGGGGAGCCUGCAGAUGGUGACUCAGAAGUGAAACGUCUUGUGAAGUCAACCCUUUCAGGGCUUGGUGUCAAGAAGGCGCAAAAGCCAAAAACAGCCGUGGGAGUUUUUUCAAGUAUCAUGGAGUUACGACUACAAGACCAGAAGGAAGUUGAAGUGAAACAUAUCAAGUUGGAAGAGGAAAAAUUUAAUUACACAAGGCUCCUCGAUGAUAAAAAGUUGGACUUAGAUCGUGAGAGGGCUGAACGAGAGUUGACGCUGCAGGAAAAAAGGCAUGAGCUGGAUCGAGAAAUGAAAUUAAAGGAAUUACAACUAGUUGAGGAUCAACAUAAGCACGAGCUCCUAAAAAUUGAGAAGCAAGGCGAAAUCGAUAUUCGUAAAUUAGAAAUGCAAAUAGAACUGCAGAAGCUCAAAAAUCAGUCUCAAUAA